Rhodotorula graminis WP1 is the source of this 2520-nucleotide messenger RNA. RefSeq lists its product as uncharacterized. The coding region runs from base 1 to 2454 and encodes 817 amino acids. The record is from RefSeq and is a predicted model, not a curated record. Lineage: Eukaryota; Fungi; Basidiomycota; Microbotryomycetes; Sporidiobolales; Sporidiobolaceae. The transcript has 5 exons.
AUGCCUCCUGUCGGCAUCCCCGCCGCUUUCUGGCGAGGCGGCACCUCGCGCGGUCUCCUCUUCCGCGCCGAGCACCUCGCCGCCUUCUCGCCCGCCGCCCGCAACCGUAUCAUCCUCGCCGCACUCGGCUCGCCAGAUCCAGACGGCCGCCAAGUCGGCGGUCUCGGCGGCGGCGUCAGCUCGCUCAGCAAAGCCGCCAUCGUGAGCGUGCCGGGCGAGGCGCGAGUCGACCAGGCCCGCGUCGGUCCGCUCCCUGGCGUCGCCUGGGCCGACGACGGCGAGCGCGACGGCCAGCAGUGGGACAUCGUGUACCGCUUUGCCCAGGUCGGCGUCCGCACGCCCGACCUCGACUGGUCGGCCUCGUGCGGCAACAUGUUCGCCGCCGCGUGCCUGUCGUCGCUCGCCCUCGUCCCCUACACGACCCUGUUCGACCGCGCACGCACCUUGCCCAGGCCGGCGUUCGGCGACCCGCUCCUCCUCCCGCUGUCGGUCCUGUCGGCGAGCAACGGCGUCCUCAUGCGCGCAAGAGUCCCCGUCGACCCGUACUCGCUCCAGGCGUGGGAGCCCGCACCAGGCGAGGGCGUCGCGAUCGCCGGUGUGCCGGGCUGCGACGAGCCGGGGAUCGAGGUCGAGAUGCCGCUUGAGCAGGGCGAGUCGGGCGCACGCGCACGAGGCGGCCUCGUGACGGGCAACGCGAGGGACGUCGUCCAGCUCGACGACGGCAGCGAGGUCACCGUCUCGGUCUUUACCUCGGGCCUGCCCAACAUCUUCGUCCCUCUCUCGUCCCUUCUCGCCCUCGACGGCCACUCGUUCCCCGCCGACCUCCUGACCCUCCCUGCCUCGACUCUGUCCUCCUUCCCGACCCUCGCCCCGCUCCUCGAGCGCAUCCGCACUACCGCCGCCGCCCACUUCUCCCUCCCCUGCUCGCUCGCGAGCCCCAAGAUCACCCUCGUCGCCCCCUUUCCCUCGUCGUCGUCCUCGACCACCUCGACGCCGUCGAACGACGGCUACACGACCUCGUCCGGCCUGCGAGUCGCGCCGCAAGACGCCGACCUGCUCGUGCGCGCCGUCAGCUCGGGCGACUGGCACGCGUCCGUGCCGGGAACGACGCUCGGCGCGCUCAACAUCGCCGCCGGUGUCGAGGGCAGCGUCGUGCGCGACGCGAUGCGCGCCGGAGCUGGUGCGGGAGCGGCGCUGUCGCUCGGCGAGGGCGGAGCGCGGGACGAGGUGGUCCGGGUCCGGGCGGCGCACGCGGCAGGCGUCACCGAGUCGAGCGUGCGGUUCGACGCCGAGGGGCACGCGCAGAGCGUCGUAAUGCUCGCCCAGGAGCUCCGCCGAGCAGCCGCUACCGCCUGCGAGCGGCCCUCGCCCGCCGCCGCCGCCUCAUCUCGAGUGAAGCCUCGCUUCCUCAACGAGCAUGCAGGAGACUCGUCGAGCAGCGAUUCGGAGGACCAGGUCGGCUCGGACUCGGACGACGACCACGACGACGCGUCCCUCAUCGAGGAGCACUUCCUGCCGCCUCUGAGCGAGGAGGCGACGUGGUGCAAGGCGUUCACCUACGCGCGAGUGCUCUCCAGCAUCGGCCAGCAGUUUGCGACCGAGUUCCCGCUGCGCGUCCUCGCCGUCGCGAGCGGCUUCAGCGAGUCCCUCAACGGCGACAUCCACACGGUGCGCGCGCUGGACGGCCGCAAGGAGCUCGCCAUCUCGCACUCUCGCCUCACGCCCGAGCAGGCUCAAGACGUUGCCGCUUUCCUCGCCCGCCGCGAGCACACCGCGAUCGACGCCCUCUCCUCUCUCGCCCUCGACAACGACGACGCCGAUGAAACCGUCGCACCUCCCGCACCGGCACCAGCACCGACCUCGCCCUCUCGCCGCGCCCGAACCCGCACCCGCCCCGGCCCCUUGACACCGCCUUCCUCCGCUUUCCCGGGCAGCGCCCCCUUCCCGCCAGGCGCAACGUCGUCCGAGCGCGCCGAGCUCGAGGCCCUCUCGGCGCGCACGUUCGGCGACUCGCUCCUGUCGGGCCUCUCGUCCCUCGCCGCGACGCCGCAGCGCGCGCGCAGCCCGUCGCCGGGCCCGAGCGCCGAGCGCGAGGCGCACGAGGAGCUUCUCGAGUGGUACCAGCAUGCCGGGACGGCCGGCGGCCGGCAGGGCACGGCGCAGGUUGGCGACGAGGACGAGCUCGCGAGGGACGGCUGGGCGAUCGAGCCGCCGCUCAGUGUCGCGCUCGAAGGCGGGGCGCCCGUGCUGAGGGUACCCGCCGCCGUUGGAGUGAACGAGUUCGCGUUGUACGAGGAGGUCGAGACGGAGGAGGACGAGGAGCUGCGGGCCAUGGUCGCUCGAGUCGCCGACGACGAGGCCGAGGCCGAGGCUGCACUGCGCGAGCGCGAGCAGCAGGAGCAGCAGGAGGCGGCGAGGCGACGCAGGGCGCGGCGGGAGCUUGUCGGACGGUAGAUCUCUCUCGCGCUCUCUUGGCGCCGGCCGCCAUCGUGCAACAGAUACUGCACGACCACAUCGACG